Messenger RNA from Ornithodoros turicata, 1060 nucleotides. Its product is annotated as very long chain fatty acid elongase AAEL008004-like. NCBI's taxonomy places the organism in Eukaryota, Metazoa, Arthropoda, Arachnida, Ixodida, Argasidae. The record is from RefSeq and is a predicted model, not a curated record. Bases 1 to 828 code for a protein of 275 amino acids. The transcript has a single exon. Gene Ontology annotation, biological process: very long-chain fatty acid biosynthetic process; fatty acid elongation, monounsaturated fatty acid; fatty acid elongation, polyunsaturated fatty acid. Gene Ontology annotation, cellular component: endoplasmic reticulum membrane. Gene Ontology annotation, molecular function: fatty acid elongase activity.
AUGUCGCAUCUGGUCGGUCCCGUCUGGAGUGGCCAACGGCCACUUCUUCUACGCGACCCACGGACGACGGACUGGAAACUGUCCGGAAACUUCGCCUUCCUCUCUGCUCUCCUAGUAGGUUACGUGUACGUCGUCAAAGUCGCCGGUCCCCGCUUCAUGAAGGGACGUCAGCCCUUCCACGGACUCAAGCCCGUUAUCUUGGCCUACAAUGCCUCUAUGGUAGUGCUCAACAUCUUCUUCGUGUACCAGUUAUCGCGAAGGUCCUACUUGGGCGGUGGAUACAGCUGGUUCUGUCAAGGGCUCGACUACAGUACGCAGCAGCACCACUUGGAAAUCAUCCACCUCAUCUGGUGGUUCACGUGGUUAAGAGUGGCGGACUUUCUGGAUACCGUGUUCUUCGUCCUGCGCAAGAAGGAUUCGCACGUCUCCUUCCUUCACGUGGUGCACCAUGUCCUGGUUGUCUUCAACUGCUGGUUCGGCAUCACGUACGGCAGUGACGGACACAUUCUGCUGGCGGUGAUCAUGAACAGCUGCGUUCACAUAAUCAUGUACUCUUAUUACUUUCUGUCGCUGCUCGGCCCGUCCGUGCAGAAGUACCUUUGGUGGAAGAAAUAUCUGACCGGAUUGCAGAUCACGCAGUUCAUAGCCAUGCUACUGCAUAAUAUGAUACCCAUAUUUGUGCCGUGUAAUUAUCCCCUGUCGCAUGUUCUACUGGUGGCGCCGCAGACGAUCUUCUUCAUGGUGAUGUUCACGAGGUUCUACACCAAGACGUACAGGAUUGCGAGGCGCAUGAGCAGAAUGCUGAGUUUUGGGUCGAAAGAAUCGUGAAUCCGCGAAUCGGAACAGUACAGCGCUGAAAGUUUCUUCAAAAAGUUACUUUGUGCGAAGACACUUCGUAAAUAUAUCACGGCUAGCAAGUUUUCUUCCAUUAAGUAAGUUCGUUCGCACCUACACCAAAGAGUUCUUGUUAUCAGGCAUAUCAUUGCAUGGGUCACGCGCGCGUAUAACAUUAGAUGUAAGGUCGUAACAUCAGUCUCAACAGUACUAAGUUAUCUACAAC